Malania oleifera is the source of this 594-nucleotide messenger RNA. Its product is annotated as beta-fructofuranosidase, insoluble isoenzyme 1-like. The transcript has a single exon. Gene Ontology annotation, molecular function: hydrolase activity, hydrolyzing O-glycosyl compounds. Lineage: Eukaryota; Viridiplantae; Streptophyta; Magnoliopsida; Santalales; Ximeniaceae. Gene Ontology annotation, biological process: carbohydrate metabolic process. Bases 1 to 594 code for a protein of 197 amino acids. The record is from RefSeq and is a predicted model, not a curated record.
AUGUACUGCAAUGGAAUCUAUCAUCUCUUCUACCAGUACAGCCCGAAGGGAGUUGUGUGGGGCAACAUCGUUUGGGCUCACUCCAUCUCUAAGGACCACAUCAACUGGGUCGCCCUUGACUCGACCAUCUACUCAUCCAAGCCCUUCAACAUAAAUGGGUGCUGGUCCGGAUCUGCCACCAUCCUCCUGGGCAACAAAUCCGUCAUCCUCUACACUAGACUCGACCCCCAGAACAAGCAAGUCGAGAGCUACGCCGUACCUGCUAACCUAUCCGACCAGUAUCUCCGUGAAUGGUUCAAACCCAACGACAACCCCCUUAUGGUUUCCACCCCGAACAUGAACACGAGCGCGUUUCGUGACCCGACCAUGGGCUGGAUCGGGCGAGACGAGCAUUGGAGAAUGGUCGUUGGCAGCCGAAUGAAGCAUCAGGGAAUGGCCUACUUAUACCAAACUAGAGAUUUCAUGAAUUGGGUCAAGGCAAAGCACCCACUCCACUCCACUCCGAAAAUCGGAAUGUCGGAAUGGCCGAAUUUUUACCCAAUUGCGGGCGCGGGCAGCACGGGUUGGACACAUUGGUGCUGGGAGAACACGUGA